This is a messenger RNA of Arabidopsis thaliana (thale cress), 2233 nucleotides long. RefSeq names its product myb domain protein 65 (gene MYB65). The transcript has 3 exons. The coding region runs from base 236 to 1642 and encodes 468 amino acids. The record is from RefSeq and is marked reviewed. Gene Ontology annotation, biological process: developmental process involved in reproduction; plant gross anatomical part developmental process; positive regulation of DNA-templated transcription. Gene Ontology annotation, cellular component: nucleus. NCBI's taxonomy places the organism in Eukaryota, Viridiplantae, Streptophyta, Magnoliopsida, Brassicales, Brassicaceae.
UUAAUAUUUUGAUGUUUAUUUCUAAAUUCAUCUCUUUUUUCCACUUCUGUUCAGCUCUGAUGAAUCUUCUUCCUCUGUUACUUUGAUCUCUUUCUCCAUCCUUGUCUCUGUCGAUUCUCUGAGAUAUCUUCUCUCGAGCUUUUUCCCGCGUUAUCUCUCUCCCACUCCUGGUUGGAGCUUGAUGUCUAAAUUGUUAUUGAACUGCUGGAGUCUGUCUUGCUUUAAGUAGAAAGAGAUGAGUUACACGACGGCGACUGCUGAUAGUGAUGAUGGUAUGCACUCCAGCAUCCAUAAUGAAUCACCAGCUCCUGAUAGUAUUAGCAAUGGCUGCAGAAGUAGAGGGAAAAGAAGUGUCCUGAAGAAAGGACCAUGGACUUCAACUGAAGACGGGAUUUUAAUUGAUUAUGUAAAGAAGCACGGCGAGGGUAACUGGAAUGCUGUGCAGAAACACACUAGCCUGGCCCGUUGUGGUAAAAGCUGUCGUCUGAGAUGGGCUAAUCAUCUGAGGCCAAACUUGAAGAAAGGAGCAUUUAGCCAAGAAGAAGAACAGCUCAUUGUUGAAAUGCACGCCAAGAUGGGAAAUAAAUGGGCACAGAUGGCUGAACAUUUACCUGGUCGAACAGAUAAUGAGAUAAAGAAUUAUUGGAACACUCGUAUCAAGAGGAGACAACGAGCAGGCUUACCACUUUACCCUCCUGAAAUCUAUGUUGAUGACCUUCAUUGGAGCGAAGAGUAUACAAAGAGUAAUAUCAUAAGAGUAGAUAGAAGAAGAAGACAUCAAGAUUUCUUGCAGUUGGGGAAUUCUAAAGAUAAUGUCUUAUUUGACGAUCUAAAUUUUGCUGCUAGCUUGUUACCUGCCGCUUCUGACCUAUCAGAUUUGGUUGCAUGCAACAUGCUAGGAACUGGCGCAAGUUCUUCCCGGUAUGAGAGCUACAUGCCACCAAUAUUGCCUUCCCCAAAGCAAAUCUGGGAAUCUGGAUCUCGGUUUCCCAUGUGCAGCAGUAACAUAAAGCAUGAAUUCCAAUCGCCGGAACACUUUCAGAAUACGGCUGUACAGAAGAAUCCCAGAUCUUGCAGUAUCUCGCCUUGUGAUGUUGAUCAUCAUCCUUAUGAAAACCAACAUUCGUCUCAUAUGAUGAUGGUUCCUGAUAGCCAUACAGUUACGUAUGGCAUGCAUCCUACUUCUAAGCCCUUGUUUGGGGCAGUGAAGCUGGAGCUCCCUUCAUUCCAAUAUUCAGAAACUAGUGCAUUUGAUCAGUGGAAGACGACUCCGUCACCUCCACACUCAGAUCUCCUUGACUCUGUUGAUGCCUAUAUUCAAUCUCCACCACCAUCGCAGGUAGAGGAGUCAGAUUGUUUCUCUUCAUGCGACACCGGCCUACUAGAUAUGUUACUUCAUGAGGCCAAGAUCAAAACUAGUGCGAAGCACAGUUUGUUGAUGUCAUCACCCCAGAAGAGUUUCAGUUCAACUACUUGCACGACCAAUGUUACUCAGAAUGUACCACGUGGCAGCGAAAACCUGAUCAAAUCAGGAGAAUAUGAAGAUUCCCAAAAGUAUUUGGGUCGCUCCGAGAUUACAAGUCCCUCGCAACUUAGUGCAGGUGGUUUUUCAUCAGGUGAGUUGAUCAAAGUUACUUGUUGAUUGGUAUCUUAUCUACUCUUGUUCCAUAUUGAUUCUUAUGCAGCUGUGUUGGUUUUCGUAUAUGAAGCUUUUGCAGGGAAUGUUGUAAAGACAGAAGAGUUGGAUCAGGUUUGGGAACCAAAGAGAGUUGAUAUAACACGGCCUGAUGUUUUACUUGCGUCGAGCUGGCUUGACCAAGGCUGUUAUGGCAUUGUUAGUGACACAAGCAGCAUGAGUGAUGCGCUUGCACUUCUUGGUGGUGACGACAUUGGGAACAGUUACGUGACUGUUGGGUCAUCAUCAGGUCAAGCACCACGAGGCGUCGGGUCUUAUGGAUGGACCAAUAUGCCUCCUGUUUGGUCGCUGUAACAAAAUGAACCAUAUCACACAAUUUGAAUCUUUCUGUAUUUUCAUGCACCUGGCUUACAUGACUUGGUGGUUUGUUAUAGUUGAGAGAAGAUUUGUGGACUUGGUAAAAAUUUGGAUUUUCUUCACCUGAUUUUUCUUAUACUUGGAAGGCAUUUAUAUAUACUCAUUUCUUGUUCCUGCUACUUCCAUCAUACUAGCUCGAUUGGUUUUGUUUAGAUUGUAAAGAAGCAAAUCAAAAUUAGG